Gossypium raimondii (Peruvian cotton) is the source of this 1396-nucleotide messenger RNA. RefSeq lists its product as hypothetical. Gene Ontology annotation, molecular function: A2-type glycerophospholipase activity. The transcript is spliced from 4 exons. Gene Ontology annotation, biological process: phospholipid metabolic process; arachidonate secretion. The coding region runs from base 340 to 1044 and encodes 234 amino acids. NCBI's taxonomy places the organism in Eukaryota, Viridiplantae, Streptophyta, Magnoliopsida, Malvales, Malvaceae. The record is from RefSeq and is a predicted model, not a curated record.
GCCCUCCGUCAUUCGGGCAUUUCCCAGUUUAUACCAGAACCCCCAUCUCUCUCUCUCUCUCUCUCUUUCUUAUCUUGUUUUCGCUGUCUCCUUAUUCAGGUAUUCCCGCGACCAAACCCUAAGCUCCCUUCCCUUCUUCUAUAUCUUCUCUAUUUCCUUUCCCCAUCAGCCUUCUCCCCAGAUCCACCUUUCUCUGAUUUAUGUCUUCCCGACGUUCCCUCGCUUAAAGCAGCUCUCUUUCUUGGAAGUUGUCUUUCCUUCUAAUCAACUCUCAAAACUCGGAAUUCUUUUCGCGGUGGCUAAGAUCUGUAGCAUGGUGGCAUCUUUUGUUUGCUAACAAUGAACUUUGGAUUCCUUAGCUUUCCAUGGUUUGGAGUUGAUCCCAAAAGGGAUUCGGAUUUGACUUUUGCUUCCACAAGUGCUUCCAUAGAGCCUAAACAGAAAGCUAGUUUUGAGAUCAGGCUGUGGGGAUGGACUCUAGUUUCAGUACCUCCUAAGGCAGUGAAUGGUAAUGAUAGAAUUCGCACUCCAACUACUAUAAACAAAGGAUUAAAAAGGCGUGCACAAGAAAAUUCAGUUUUUGAGCCUCCCACACCUAUCCGGUUUAGGCCAUAUGUUUGCAAGGUUCCAUGGCAUACAGGUGCUAGAGCAUUCCUUUCGCAGUUAUUUCCACGUUAUGGGCAUUAUUGUGGUCCUAAUUGGUCAAGUGGGAAAGAUGGUGGAUCCCUUAUUUGGGAUAGGAGGCCAAUUGAUUGGUUAGAUUUUUGCUGCUAUUGUCAUGAUAUUGGUUAUGACACUCAUGAUCAAGAAAAGCUUCUGAAAGCUGAUUUAGCAUUUCUAGAAUGCUUGGAGAGACCUCAUAUGAGCACAAAAGGUGAUCCGUAUAUCGCUCAACUUUACAAGACAAUGUGCACCACAGGUCUCAAAAAUAUACUAAUCCCAUACAGAAGGCACCUUGUUAAGCUACAAUACGGGCAACCUCUAAUUGAUUUUAGAUGGAUAAAUAAUAUGAAAAGGAGAAGUUGGAAUUUUCAGAAAACUUGAAAGCAGAUCAUGCAACCUUGGUGAGCAAGUUAUUCAGAUGGCCCUAUGUAGAAUGACAGUAGCUGGAUUUUUUAACAAUGUUUGUCCUAUCCUAUGGUCAAUUGAUGUUGACUUUCGAGUGUCAGCAGCUUGGAGCAACUUAUUAUCAUGGUCUUUGUUGGAAACAUGCAACCCUGAUCUUAUUUGAAUUUCAAACAAAUGUUGUAUGAUGUAAAUAAUUAUCGCUGCAUGUGUAUGCUAUUUCAAACUGUGAAUAUUAUGCAAUUGUCUUUGAUAAUAGCAUAUGCCAUCAAUCCGCACAUGUUUAUUGGCUGUAAAUAUAUAGUUUGGGUAUGGCUAUUAAAUUUUCUCA